AAUAGAUAAAUAUUAAAACAAUGUGGAAUAUUCAUAAACUCAAAAACAAGCUUAAGCUGUUGUUAAUUUAAUACUAAAAUGAAAAUAAGAAUAACGUUAAACCAAAAAGAGUUUUAUUGUAUUUUAUGUACACACAAAACUUUAUUUACACACAUAAUAUAUCUAUUUAACGAAUGCACUUUAUAGUGGCAGUUUAAAAUAAUGCUUACAAAUGCCUAUAAGUGGUAUAUUUGCCUUAAAUAAAUUUGAAUAUAUUUGUAACAGACACUCUAAUAAAUACAUCGAUAUUUACUAUUGUUUGAUAUAGUUAUUACUGGAACAAAUGUAACUUUUUCUUUUGAAAUAAUUGCAAAGAAAUUUAAUUGUUCUGGUUUUUCCUUUCGUUAAAACCGCAUCAGGUGGUGUUUUCUCUGAUAGAGGAAGCGGUCUGUAUAAAUAAGCAUCACCUCAGCCAUGACAGAUGCGGACCAACUACAGAUGCGGAACAAGCACAUCUAUGAAAACACAUUUCACAUAGUCGCAUUUAUAAUAGUUGUUUGUUGCCGCCAUUAGACUACGGAAAUAUUAAAUAUAUUUAAAUAAAAAAACUAUUUUGGAUUAAACUUCUUUUUUAAAGUUGUAACAGUUGGUGUGACUCUAUGGGGUUUUCUAUGAGUGGUUGCCCAUGUGUUUUAAUAUGGACCGCAUUAUUUAUGUCCUCGGUUGUGGGAUACAGACCGAUCGUUAUUGUUCACGGGAUUUUAGAUGGACCGAAACAGUUCAAGGUUUUGGAGAACUUUAUCAAUCAGUCUCAUCCAGGUACCAACGUGACAACAUUUGCCCUAUAUGACUACGUUGCCAGUUUAAAAUCACUUUGGCAGCAGGUGGAAGACUUCAGAGAUGCCAUCAAAUCUAUCAUGCAAAACGCUGAGGAUGGUGUCCACCUCAUCUGCUUCUCGCAAGGUGGUUUGAUAUGUCGUGGAGUUAUUGCAACUCUUCCAAUGCACAAUGUUCACUCUCUGAUAUUCCUGUCUUCACCACUAGCUGGCCAGUAUGGAGAUUCGUCUUAUCUGAGGUAUUUUUUUCCUAAAUAUAUUAAGUCAAAGCUGUACCUUUUUUGUUAUACUAAAUGGGGGCAAAAGAUAUCUGUCUGCAACUACUGGAAUGGUAAGGAGAUGUGUCACUUAUUAAAAUUCUCUUAUUGUUUUGCAUUUAUUUUAUUUUCAACACAUCCCCUGUCUGUUUCUCUUUAUGUAGACCCACACCAAAGAGAGAGAUAUCUACAGAGCAACAACUAUCUUGCCCCACUGAAUGGUGAAAUAGAGCACGCCAACCUCACAACGUGGCGAGACAGCUUCCUGCGCAUACGUACUCUGGUCAUGAUUGGUGGACAAGAUGAUGGUGUUAUUACACCAUGGCAAUCAAGUAUUUUUGGAUUCUAUGAUGAUAAUGAAACUGUAGUUGAGAUGGAAAAGCAGGAGUAUUACCUAAGAGAUACUUUUGGUCUGAAAACACUGGACUCAAAAGGAGCCGUGGUCAAGUGUGUCGUCCCUAAUGUGCGGCAUACAUCCUGGCAUUCAAACCUCACAGUCUACCAGACCUGCAUAGACAAGUGGCUCACCUAAUCCAUAGACAGAACAAGAAACUAAAGACAAAGAUACACACUAUGCAUGAUUUUCAGUCUGCCCAAAAACCACCUCAAAUCAGUUUUGCUUGUGUGGUAUAUGUUUGUACUGUUAUUAAUCAAUAUGUGUUAUGACGAUGUUACUUUGCAAAUAAAAUGUAAUUAUUUAUGAACUACAUAUGCUAUAAAUGAUUUAAGAUAUUGUUAUGUAAGAGCUUGUGCUAUUUUAAUAUUAUAUACAAGCAGAUUGUUUUUUCCUGCCAGGCUGCCACUAUCCAGUCCAACGUUGUACUAUAAUUAAAGCAGCAUACUGAUUACAGAUCAUACUGGAAAUGUAAAAAUCUAUUAAUAAAACAUCCAUUUGGAAAUGCUCAA
Paramisgurnus dabryanus is the source of this 1978-nucleotide messenger RNA. It is a transcript of the gene ppt2a.2, whose product is annotated as palmitoyl-protein thioesterase 2a, tandem duplicate 2. Gene Ontology annotation, cellular component: lysosome. NCBI's taxonomy places the organism in Eukaryota, Metazoa, Chordata, Actinopteri, Cypriniformes, Cobitidae. Gene Ontology annotation, molecular function: thiolester hydrolase activity. The record is from RefSeq and is a predicted model, not a curated record.